AUGGAAUACUUUGCGCUCAGCUACGUCUGGGGCGACGUUACGCAGGUGGCGCUCACGCGAGCGAACCGGGAGGCGCUGAGGAGGCCAGGCAGCCUUUGGACCAAAACCGGCGACACGAGAGUGGCUCUCCCAAAGACGAUUUCCGACGCAAUAGCGCUUUGCAGCGCAUGCGACCAGCGGUACCUGUGGGUCGACUCGCUCUGUAUCGUCCAAGACGAUCCCGACAACAAGCACGUCCAGAUCCAGGCCAUGGGCCAAAUCUACAUGGGCGCGAGCCUCACCCUCAUCGCCGCGGCCGGGUCCGAUGCCAGCGCGGGUCUGCUGCCGUGCCCGCUAGGUACGAGCAAGGCCAUUCAGCCACUUCAUGUCAAGAAAGACGCGAUCAGGGGCUCAGCAUGGGCGAGCCGCGGGUGGACGCUGCAGGAGGAGGUUUUGUCACGGCGCAAGCUCUAUUUUGCCGGCGAUGCCGUUCUCUUCCGGUGCCGCGUCGGGAUAGUCGGAAGCGAGUUUGGUCUCGACCUUGAGGGAUCUGAUCCAGGCCUUGCCGGCGGGGAUUUUGAGGGCCAUCGCGAGACGCUGCCCAGUUGGGUGAUUUCGCUCAACACAUUUUCCAUCGACACGUUGCCGUCGCCGAGGCUGCCAGGACCGUCGAAGGGGCUUAUCUACGACUUCACCCAGUUCGUCUCUGACUACCUCUCGCGCGCGCUCUUGUUUCCCGACGACAUCAUCGAUGCUUUCCAGGGCAUUCUGGCGCACGUGUCGCAGGCCGGACUCAUCCACAGAUGA
Parathielavia appendiculata is the source of this 786-nucleotide messenger RNA. RefSeq names its product HET-domain-containing protein. The transcript has 2 exons. The record is from RefSeq and is a predicted model, not a curated record. Lineage: Eukaryota; Fungi; Ascomycota; Sordariomycetes; Sordariales; Chaetomiaceae. The coding region runs from base 1 to 786 and encodes 261 amino acids.